GCGGCCUCCAAUUUGCGUGAUACGCGUCCCUAAAGAGGCCAUUAUUCUAUCGCCAUAGCCGACCUCUCUCCUCCCUUAAAUCUCCCCAAACCCAUACUCCUGCCUCAACCCCUUCCCGAUCUCUCUCUAUCAAUCUCUCGAAUUCCAUUUCCUCUCUCCAUCCCCUUCAAUUUGCCGAUCAGUUUCUGUUCUUGUGGCCAGGAAAAUGGUACAGAAGACGGAGAAAGAGGAGACGGAGUUCAAGGUCGUGCCGGAGACCAUCACGCCCUGCGCCAACAACUGCGGCGUCACCGGCAAUCCUGCCACCAACAACAUGUGCCAGAAGUGCUUCGCCGCAACCGCCCUGUCCACAUCCAGCUCCGUCUCUGGUUCCUCGGUGGCGAUUCCGCUCAAGUUCGCCGAGAAACCCCCCAGAUCUACCUUCCGGAGGUCGUCCCCUGCGAGACUGGUUCCAGAUCUGAACAAACAGGCCCCGCCGGAGAAGACCGAUGAGAGAGGCGAUGACGUCUCUGCAUCUCCUGCCAAGAGGGAGGUGAAUCGAUGCUCCGGAUGCCGGAGGAAGGUCGGGUUGACCGGGUUCCGAUGCAGGUGCGGAGAGCUGUUCUGCGGAGAGCACCGGUACUCCGACCGACACGAUUGCAGUUACGACUACAAAGCCGCCGGCCGAGAUGCCAUCACGAAGGAGAAUCCUGUCGUUAGAGCUGCGAAAAUCUUCAAACUUUGAAGGAUGCGUAUGUACUGGAAAUGAAAUCGGAUUCGGAAGGCAACUAGAGAUCGGACGGAGAUCUCAUCGAUCUCUGCAUCCCUCUGCAGCUGUAAGCGUGAUAGAUGAUGAUUCCCACAAAAGUGAUCCAGGAGAUUCGUAUUUAAUUGUUGUGAUCAUAAAAAUCUUGCUUUUCCGAAGGUUUAUUCAUGUAUAAUUUGAAUUCACUUGAUUUUUUUUACAUUUCCCGGUUGAAUGAUAGUUUAAGAAUUAAUUAAGACAAGGAUUGUUGCAUCACGAAUUCGAAUUAAUUUUAAUAGCAAUGAUUGUGCGGAAGAACGAAUUUCUAUUUAUUCGCUGAAUUCAGAUUUGCUUAUUGAAAUGAUAUUAUUCAGAAUUAAAGAUCUGAAUUUGUCAUUUCUGCAAACUCUUUCUUUCUUUUGUUCGGUUCCUGAUGAUGAUGAUGAUGAUACGCCGAAGCUAAGAAAGAGAGAGAAGACGGGGAACGGGUGAUGGAGACAGGUUGGGUGGGGUGAAUUAGGUGGGGCGUUUGGGCAACCUUGUCAUGGCCUGUUCGUGGGGCCCAUUUCAUGGGAAUGGAACAUAGGAACCAAUAGGAACAUAGCGG
This is a messenger RNA of Cuscuta europaea, 1331 nucleotides long. NCBI's taxonomy places the organism in Eukaryota, Viridiplantae, Streptophyta, Magnoliopsida, Solanales, Convolvulaceae. The record is from the annotation of a GenBank genome assembly.